AUGGCACAUCAAAUCUCCAAAACCCUAUUGUUCUUCUUCCUAUUCGUUUUGCUCCUCUCUGAUACCGUCUCAUCGGUCCGAAUCAACCUGAAAAAACCAUGCAAACAUUUCAUCCUCCAUAUCCAUAACGUUGCCUAUGAUAGCGAUAACGCCGCUAAUGCCACGUCAUCAACAGUCGUAAACCCUUUAGGACUAGGGACCUUCGAUUUCGGAAAGAUUGUUAUAUUUGAUAACCCUGUCACAAUGGACGAGAACUUCCUUUCCGAACCAGUGGCUCGUGCCCAAGGCUUCUUCUUUUACAACAAGAAGUCAACUUACAACACGUGGGUCGCUUGCACAUUGAAUGGAUAUUAA
Molecule: messenger RNA, 354 nt
Organism: Microthlaspi erraticum
Lineage: Eukaryota; Viridiplantae; Streptophyta; Magnoliopsida; Brassicales; Brassicaceae
Source: the annotation of a GenBank genome assembly